Lachancea lanzarotensis is the source of this 1530-nucleotide messenger RNA. It is a transcript of the gene MRX12, whose product is annotated as LALA0S06e02300g1_1. The record is from RefSeq and is a predicted model, not a curated record. The transcript has a single exon. Bases 1 to 1530 code for a protein of 509 amino acids. NCBI's taxonomy places the organism in Eukaryota, Fungi, Ascomycota, Saccharomycetes, Saccharomycetales, Saccharomycetaceae.
AUGUUCCUAGUGAAGCGCUGCCGCUUGCCAUGCUUAAGCAGGCCUUACUCUCAACAUGCAGACCUGUUAAGCCUUUAUAAAAGUCUUUUGAAAGAGAAACCUUUUCAACAAUUGGUGCAGACGAAAAAUCUCAAUGACUUGACGCCCUAUGACUUUUCUGAAUUCGUGCUAAAAGGUUUAGCUGGCAAACAAGAUCUUGACAUCGACCGUACCGAAAUUCAUAACCGGGUCAUAGAAUCCUUGACUGCCCAUGACUAUGGUGUAGGAUCUGUGCAUGCCAAAGAGGUACAAAAACUGAGUGGUCAAUUAAGCCCCAAGAGUUUAGCCGAAAUCAUCAAGGGCAACCCUGGUAGGGUUAAAAGCUCAUGGGAGAUUUUUAUGGAUAAUCGGAAAGUUGCUUGGGAAUCUCAAGAAGUUCUUGAGGCUGUAUUCCGAAAACUUCUGAAGUUCGAUUCCGCCGACAUUGCUGACGGUAAAACCGAUCUAACCCUGCAGGACAUUACAAAGAGCACUUUCUUGCUUUCUCGUAUAAUAGAUAGCAGCAUAGUCAAGAAUUCUACUUGGGAAGCACUGCUGCGAGCAUCGCUAGCUACCAAAGCAACUACGAUUAUACCUUUUAUUCUAAGCCAUUACAAACCUUCAGGAUCACAUCUGAGAGACGACAAUAUUCAAUUUACAAACUAUCAAAUUUGCCAAUUGUUUCAGCAAAACCCGGAGGUCCUGUUUCAAGAAGAUAUAUCGUCAUUUAGGGACGUUUUCACUAUACUUGGUCAAAAUGAUACUGUAAAGUUGACAGAAGAAGAGCUAGAAGCUGACCGCAGUAUUCAGCAUGAUCUGGACUUAAUGCGUCAAAUGACCGGCAGUGAUUUUUCAAUAAACUCACCUCACGAGCUUUCCACUGAAGUAUCCUUUGACAAUUUCCUAGCCGUGGUCGAAAAACACAAUACUGAGUCCGACACUGUUCGCGAGCUUCGUGAAAUUGCAGUUCAUAGCUUGGGUAUCUUCAAGAACGACAUCAAAAAAGCAAGUGCCUUUUUUGAGAAGGUAAAGAUUCCUCAUCAAAGACUCUUUGAUGACAUGUUUCUAGUUUACAUUUUUGGUGGUGUGAAGAACACAGAUCGGCAGCUAAUACAAAAGGCUAUAGAGUUUAGUUCUAUCCACGAUUCCGAUGUGCUACGUUCUGUUGUAAUUCAAGGCCUCAUUGUGGGCUAUUCCGGGUUUGAUUUAGAGGAAUCGUUAAAAGUUUUCAAUCAAAACAUCGAGUCAUCGCAAAGGAAGCCAUUCGAUCGUGGUCCAAUGUCUGAAGCUGCAUUACUGACUGAAGCUUUGAUAGUAGCUUUCUUGAGAAACAAGGAUAGAGAGUUCGCUCAGGUGAUUCUCGAUAAAGCCGCAGCGGAACAAAUUUUUCCAAGUAAAACUGCGAUGCAGCGCGUAAAAGCCCAUUUCGCUCGCUAUGGAGCUAUGCUUGAGGAGCCAGAUUUUGAUCGAAACCUUCGAAACAUGGUUCUGGAUUACAUAAAAAGUCUAUAA